Molecule: messenger RNA, 1605 nt
Organism: Penicillium macrosclerotiorum
Lineage: Eukaryota; Fungi; Ascomycota; Eurotiomycetes; Eurotiales; Aspergillaceae
Product: Zn(II)2Cys6 transcription factor
Exons: 2
Coding region: 1-1605 (534 amino acids)
Biological process (GO): positive regulation of transcription by RNA polymerase II
Cellular component (GO): nucleus
Molecular function (GO): zinc ion binding; DNA-binding transcription factor activity, RNA polymerase II-specific; transcription cis-regulatory region binding
Source: RefSeq, a predicted model, not a curated record
AUGCCGUCGUCUUCCUCCUCGCAGGAGGAUCGAGCACUUGCUAGAGCCCGGAAACGGAACCAGGUCUUUCCCCGCACCAGGACGGGCUGUCUGACAUGCCGGCAGCGGAAAAAGAAGUGUGACGAAACCAAGCCCCAAUGCCAGGCGUGUACGCGGAACGACCUGAACUGCUCAUGGCCACCCCACAUAGUGCGAAUAUUCGGUCUAGAUGACCAGAAAAUUGGCCAGGAUAGCUCUGUUGAAGGGCAAGCAUCAAGCUGGGAUGAUAUUACAGUGACACCAUCUGCAUCUUCCACUCACACAAGUCUCUUCAGCUCUCCCUCUUUAGUAGAGACUACGGAGGAUUCGGGCAACGAGGAUAAUGAAUGGACCGUCGCUUGGUCCUCUGGAAUCAAUGCAUUUCUGAGUCCAAAACGAGCCGGCAUGCUUCUGCCUGUCUCGCAAGCCUUACUUGCACAUUAUCUGGAGAAUACCGCUCCUCUGUUAUCCACUGCCCCAGCACAUGACGCGCCCUUCAUUUUCUGGGUUAUGCCUCUUGCCUAUAACGACGAUCUUCUAAUGCAUAGUGUUCUGGCAUUAAGUGGAGCCCAUCUAUCAUUCAGAUCGGAUGAGAACAUCGCCGUUCAGCAGGCAACCUAUCGCCAUUACUGCUUGGUAUUACGGACUCUUCGUCAAAUCUCAGACAAUGAGGUCUUGUUGAGUGACCCACAUGCCCUGCUUCGAGUAGUCCUAGCCUUGGUGAUUAUGUGUCACUAUGAGGUCCUCUCAGGCAAUAUAAGCGGAUCCCUUUUCACUCAUCUUCGAGCCAGUCGACAUCUUGUGCUAGCACUGCGAAGCAAACAGCAAGAAAUUAGAACCGAUUCUGAGCGAAGGCUAUAUGGGUUCAUCAUGGAAGUCUAUUCAUAUCUUGUUCUUUGCAAUAGUGUCACUCCAUUCGGCAUGAACCAGAAUCGAACUCUCGUUCACGAUUCUUUCCUCCAAUCGAUCGAUGACUUGAAACACUUCGGGGCCUUUGGGGUCAUGUUUGGUGGAGGCCAUGGUUUAUUCGAACUACUAUCUUUGGUAUCACUAUUUGCUGCUCAGCAAGACUCACUACCUCCCCCCAGCGAGCUUCCUAACUCUGAAAGAUUCAGUAUUUACAAGAGAUUGAAGAACAGCGUCGUCAAUUGGAAUCCUCCGGUGGUGGAAUCCGCCAAUUCCGACUGGCUGUCUCAACGGAGAGCAGCCUUAGAAGUAUGCCGGCACGCUUUGUUAAUUUUCUUGGAAACUGCUUUAUCUUUCUUCACAAAAGGUGAUAUGGAAAGAAUUGGUCAUAUACAAACACUCAUCGACGUGGCAAUCUCAUAUCUCCCCCAAAUCUUUCCCUCGAACUAUUCCUGCAUUUUGAUGUGGCCCCUCAUGAUAAUCGGAUCAUGUAUGGUGAACGAGGAGCAAAAAGAACUUCUGAAAUCUAUUCUCACUCAUAAUCACUACAUGAUGAGGAAUUCUGUCCAAGGAGGUCGACUACUAGAGCUGCUAUGGGAAGAUCGCGACGAAGCGGCGAUUGGGCCCUAUGGACUCGGUUUGAUAAUGAACAAGCACGGGUUCGACUACGGUGUAAUAUAG